UGCGCGGGGCCGGGACCGGGAUCGAGAUCAGGAUCGGGACCGGGACCGAGAUUAGGACCGGGACCGGGGAGCAGGGACAGGGGUGGAGUGUCCCCGGCGCAGCGAGGGCCGCUUGCCCCGGUGGCCACCGGCGGCGGUUCCCCGCUGCCCGCGCCGCCGGCUCCGCGGGGCCCGAGUCCCGUUCGGCGCCGCCGCAGCUCUGAGCGCAGCAGAUCCGCAGCUGCUGCAAGUCCCCGGAGCCCCGAACGGGCCGGGCUGGUGAAUGUGGGGGUGUCAGAGCUCGUGAGGCAGAAACUGAAGUUCCAGCCCCGCUGAUGUGCGCACACCCGGUACCGGGGUGAGCCGCUCCUGCUCGGUGGGUCAGAGAGGAGCUGUGGGCGAUGGCUGUGGCGCUGCGCUGCCUCCGUCCUCUCCCGUCCCUGCUGCUCCGUUCCUCCUUUGCCGGGGCCGGGGGGCUGCCCCGGGCUCCCGGAGGCUGCCCAGCCCCUCUCCUGGAGGGCUGCAGGCAGUGUGUCCAGCAGAUGCUGCUGAGCAGGCAGCUGGCUACCAAAAAAGCUAAAGGUAAAGGGCAGAGUCAAGCCAAAGUGAAUAUCAGUGCUGCCCUAGUUGAGGAUAUUAUCAAUUUGGAGGAAACCAAUGAAGACAUGCAGGCAGUCAUAGAAGCUCUGAAAGAAGAUUUCAGCAGAAAUCUCAGUGUUAGAACCUCACCAGGGGCCCUGGAUCACAUAACUGUGGUGACAAAAGAUGGGAAGUUUCCGCUGAACCAGCUGGGGCAGAUCUCACAGAAGUCACCGCAGCUCAUGAUAGUGAACAUGACCAGUUUUCCUGAGAGCACAGCUGCAGCUGCAAAGGCUAUAAGGGAGAGUGGCAUGAACCUGAACCCAGAGGUGGACGGGACGGUGAUUCGGGUGCCAGUUCCCAAGGUCACGAGGGAGCACAGGGAGAGCCUGGCCAAGCUGGCCAAGCAGUUCACCAACAAGUCCAAAGAGGCCCUGAGAAAGGUGAGAAGCAAAAGCAUCACCCAAGUAAAGAAGUCCAAGAACAAAGUGUCAGAAGAUACCAUCUGGCUGCUAGAAAAGCAGAUCCAGCAAAUGGCAGAUGAAGCUGCCACGGAGAUGGACAAGCUGCUGGCAGCAAAGACCAAGGAGCUGCUUGGAUAAACCCAUCCCAAUGGCCACACUGCCCCUGGAGCAGGAAUGGACUGCCACAGCCCCAGCACCCACCCCUGCCCGGGGCCAGCAGCCUUGGGGUGUGCUGCAGGGAGGGGGGAGCUCUCCCUGCUGUCCUUUAUCCAGCUGGGAACAGAAUUGGAUGAAGUGAGAUCGAAAAUAAAAUAUCAGGAAGGAGAACUGGAAACUGCUGGAGGCCCAGAGGAAGGACUGCCCUGCUCACUUUUGUGCCCCAUCUUUGCCCCACACCUUCAGCCCCCUGGAGCCAGGGCCACGCACGAGAGGAGCCUGCCUGUCCUGCUGCAAACCUCAGCAUUUAUUUCUGCUUGAAAUAAAGUCAAAACGAGGUGUGGAGCAGCAGCCUCACGACAGCCAGGUCCUGGUUGCUGUGUUCCCUUG
Molecule: messenger RNA, 1568 nt
Organism: Vidua chalybeata
Lineage: Eukaryota; Metazoa; Chordata; Aves; Passeriformes; Viduidae
Gene: MRRF
Product: mitochondrial ribosome recycling factor
Exons: 7
Coding region: 381-1160 (259 amino acids)
Biological process (GO): translation
Cellular component (GO): mitochondrion
Molecular function (GO): ribosomal large subunit binding
Source: RefSeq, a predicted model, not a curated record